Messenger RNA from Eleginops maclovinus (Patagonian blennie), 4769 nucleotides. RefSeq names its product POU class 6 homeobox 2 (gene pou6f2). The coding region runs from base 59 to 2158 and encodes 699 amino acids. The record is from RefSeq and is a predicted model, not a curated record. The transcript is spliced from 11 exons. Gene Ontology annotation, biological process: regulation of transcription by RNA polymerase II. Lineage: Eukaryota; Metazoa; Chordata; Actinopteri; Perciformes; Eleginopidae. Gene Ontology annotation, molecular function: RNA polymerase II cis-regulatory region sequence-specific DNA binding; DNA-binding transcription factor activity, RNA polymerase II-specific.
GUUCUGGUAGACGUCAAUCGUAGAUAGCAGAGGAGACAUUCCUGGACUUGAUGGCCCAAUGAGCCCCUCAGAUAUGAGUCACCUCGCCUGGUCCUUCUUCCGCCUGCUGACAACUGCUUGUCAGAGUCCAGAUGAAUGCCAAAGCUCCCUCCAGGAUCCGAUGAUUACAGGGCAGCUGAGCAAGCCGCUGCUCUCCCUGCGCAGCGACAUGAGCGCAGCAGAACUCCGGGCGGACGACAAAGCGGCCACCCCAGACAGCGAUCUGAACGACGAGCCCCUGCUCCUGCCCUCCGAGGCCACGGACAGAGAGGGCACUCCAAACAAGCUGUACGGAGCUCGUGAUGGUUCGGUCCAGUCCGACACCAGCAGCAGUCCUUCUGAGCAGAGUCAUCUGGGCCAGUCACACCCAGCUUUCUCCAUGGGUCCACAGUCUCUCCUGGUGGCCCAGCAGCUGGCCAAUGCAGUCGGCGGCGUGAUGUCCGGGGCGGCGACGGGCAUGAACCAGCCCAUCCUCAUCCCCUUCAACGCAGGCGGUCACCUGGGGGGGCAGCAGGGCCUCGUCCUCUCUCUGCCCACCGCCAACAUCCAGAGCCUGGUGGCUGCUGCUGCUGCGGGCGGCAUCAUGACGCUCCCGCUCCAGAACCUGCAAGCUACCUCAACUCUGAACUCCCAGCUCCAACACCUGCAGCAGCUCCAGCAGAUGCAGCACCACCACCAGCAGCAGCAGCAGCAACAACAACAACAGCAGCAGCAGCAACAGAUCCAACACCAUCACCAACAGACCCUCUCCCACAGCCACAACCCGCUGUCAUCCCAGCAUCACAUGACCCCGCCCAGCCAGCAGCAGACCUCCAUCCCUUCUCCAGGCUCCACCUGCUCCUCCACCUCCGGACACCCGCAGCACUCACCGCCUCACCGGCCCAACCACUCCCCGGCCCGCAGCCUUCCUUCGCCCGUCACCCCACCCAUGCCUUUGUCGCUGAAUCCAUUGGCCAGCCAGGCGGCGGUAGCAGCGGCAGCAGCCAUGGGGUCCAUCGCCGGGUCCCAAGUGUUUGGCAACGCCCUGUCAAACUUGCAAGGAGCCACCGGACAGCUGGUCACCAAUGCACAAGGACAGAUAAUUGGAACAAUCCCACUGAUGCCCAACUCUGCAGGGCCCUCCAGCCAAUCAGGGGGUGGCAACCCAGCACUGCAGGUACAGCCAAUUACACCUCAGCUUCUGACCAACGCUCAAGGCCAGAUCAUCGCCACGGUGAUCGGCAAUCAGAUCCUGCCUGUCAUCAACACCCAGGGAAUCACGCUGUCACCAAUCAAGCCUGGACAGCAGAUGCCUCAGGCUCAGCAGGGUCAGACAUGCCCCGCAUCGUCUCAGCCCAACCUGCUCCACAUGCCCCACAGACAGAGUCCUCUCCACCAGGCCUCUUCCUCCUCCUCCACCUCUUCCUCUUCCUCGGCUCUCAGCGUGGGGCAGCUGGUCAGCAACCCGCAGACCGCCCCCAGCGAGGUGGACGGGGUCAACCUGGAGGAGAUCCGUGAAUUCGCCAAAGCAUUCAAGAUCCGCCGCCUGUCCCUGGGCCUGACUCAGACUCAGGUGGGCCAGGCGCUCAGCGCGGCCGAGGGCCCGGCGUACAGCCAGUCUGCCAUCUGCAGACACACCAUCCUGAGAAGCCACUUUUUCCUACCACAGGAAGCCCAAGAGAACACGUUAGGUAGCAGUCUGACAGGCAAACUGAACCCUGGCCUUUUAUAUCCUGCCAGGUUUGAGAAGUUGGACAUCACCCCUAAAAGCGCCCAGAAGAUUAAGCCCGUUCUGGAGCGCUGGAUGGCAGAGGCUGAAGCCCGCCACCGGUCCGGCAUGCAGAACCUGACUGAGUUUAUCGGCAGUGAGCCUUCCAAAAAACGCAAGCGGAGGACCUCUUUCACCCCGCAGGCGCUCGAGAUCCUCAACAGCCACUUUGAGAAGAACACACACCCCUCCGGACAGGAAAUGACGGAAAUAGCCGAGAAGCUGAACUAUGACCGGGAGGUGGUGCGGGUCUGGUUCUGCAACAAGAGACAAGCUUUGAAAAACACGAUAAAGCGUUUGAAAGCGCCCGAGCUGGGCCCGGCCGGAGGGAUGGACCCGCUCACUGAUUCUCUAGAGGAGCUGCCCAAAUGAACGGCACAACAGUGGAGUGGAAAAGUGGCAGCCAUUAAAACCGAGAGGGGGAUGAACUCAUCUUGCUCUGAACAAUGUUCCAGAGUCACCUGGACGGACAGUCAUGAGUCUGCAAACAAAAACUAUGUGUUGUCAGUGUGAUUACCACAGCUAUGUAAAUGACCUUGGCGAAACCAAAAACAAGAAAAAAGAGAUUAAUAUCUGAGAAUUAUGUAAAAACAUACGGUGUGCUGUUUCAAAGAGUUUUAGAUUCUGGCCGUACAGACCAGACUAUCGCCCAAAUUUUGGUUCCCAGCAGGAGGGAUUUAGUAAAGAGAUCAUACCAAAUCAAAACACUAUUUACCAAAGUCUGUUGCAUCUGAGUACUAAGAAUAAUUUUGUAAUGUAAAUGUGCUCUAAAUUUUUACAUUUGUACUGGCAAAUCUAAGCUAUAUGUGUGAGGUUGAGUAUACAUUUUAUCUUUGUCUCGCUUACUUUUUUCUUCAUUGUUUGUAUGUAAAUAUCUGAGAAAAAAAAAGGAAAAAAACCCAGAAAAAUGCUGUCAUCCAAGUGAAACCACACUGGACAAAAAAAGAAUGAACCUUUGCUGUUGAACAGUCGACUUAUGAUGUUGUUUGCCUCUGAUUUGUGUUUCAUCUGCAAAUAUUUUCAGUCCCGGUGUAACUUUGUACAACUUUUACAGGUAUUUAUGAAUAAUCUCAGAUUGUUUCAGAGGGAGUAAAAUAAGGACUUUCAGAUGAUCUGAUGAAGGGUUUCAGUGUCUGUCAAGUCGAUAGCUUUGUUUUGAGCUACUGUGUCAUUCUGUUGCCAAAGCCUGAUAGCCAAAGAACACAUACAUGUUAGCUCAAGGACUGGUGAAGAUUCUACCGUUUAGAUUUUCUGUUUCACAUCCCCCUUUUUCUAGUUCAACAAAAAACACUACCAUCUCAAACAGCUUUAGACUUCCCAUGGUGAUAUAGAAUAGGACUUUUCUUUGCUUCUGCAUGCUUUAACUCAAACCACAUGUAGGAUUUGUCUCAGAUUCAACAUGAUGUCCUGCUUUUUUCUUACCUCACUGAAAAUAACAUUAUUUAUUGACAUUAUAAAGUCUUUAUAAUGCCCUGAAAUGAAAUGAACAUGUGUGGUUGAAGCCUGUUUGUCGCCACUGACCAAACUACUGAGCUCAUUCCAGUUCAAAUGUUUUUAUAACCUCAACAACAAAAUGUUUCCUUUGUAUUCUGCAUUCCUGUCAGCUUAGUGAAGGUUUACAAUCAUCUAUUUGAAUGGGAAAAUGUUUUUGAAAUGGUUGAUUUUGACCUAUUAUGCUCAAGUUUUCCUUUAUUUGUGUUUCUUUUCUUUCAUUUUAAGCCGAUUGUUUCCCCAAUAUUUUAAUUCAACAUGGUAUAAUCCUGUAAGUCAAUAUUCCAGGCAGGAAACUAAAUAUUUGGCUCUCAUGAAAAGCCUUCAUAGGAAAAGCCCCCCCCCCCCCCAAAAAAAAGAAGAGGUGAAUGUUGAGAAUAAGUGUCACAUGUCAGAACGAGUGAACUUAAUUUGAAGCGAGGCGAAAUUUGAUGCAAUUUAUUCAGAAUCAUGUGUCUGCUCGAUAUCUGUCCCUCCAUGUCACAUUGGUUAUCUUUCUUCUUCUUCACUGCCUGGAAAACACGCACGCAAACACGCUGGCUACAUGUCAGAAAACACAUGACAUGUUUUUAAGGCAACUAUUGACUCUAUUUAAACUACAUUUUCAUCAACAGCAUUUUUUUGAUGUGUUCCCACCAUUAUGUUGCAUCCAUAUUUCAUUCAGGCAAAUCUCUGGCCAAGAAACUACACAUCUGCAUCCACCCACUCGAAAGGAAUCUGAGAAAGCAGCAGGCUCCUGCAGGUAGAAUAUGGAUCUUUUUCUGAGGCUUAUCAAUAAAGCUGUAACCAAAACCAAAAAGAUAACAAAAAGAAGACACAUAAGAGGAGUUACGCCUUUGCUCGAUUCCUCAAUGCUGGACCAAAGCUCUAUAGUUAUGCACAUUGUACAGAGAAAUAGAUUCAUGAUGUUGACAAUCUUUUAACAAACUGAGAUAAAAACAUUGAAGUGUACAGAAGUUCAUCCAAGGUUUACCUCAGUACUACAAACGCCAUAAAGCAUCAGCAGGUCAGAAAAGACAGAUGGUUACUCUGCACUGUGUGUGUCGAUGUUCACCUCCCAACGUGUUUGAUUUAUAUUAUGUGACACAUGAUUGUUUUAUUUCUGUGAAGCGGUUUCCUGAGCCACACGUGACUCUCCGGUCAUUUUUCUAUCCUCCUUAAGUUAUUUCUCAUUUGUUGUGCCGUCCCCUCUCAGUUCCCACAGACCUGUAGCCCCGCGUAGAGGAAAAAAGGAGAUCACAGUGUUGUUGCUCUUCUUCCACGAUUAGGAUGAUCACCUUUAAAUGUUUUUGUGAAAUUUUACUAACACAAACAAACUGGUUUGCCGUUUUGUUAAUAGUCGAAGAACUCGAAACCAAAGCUGAAGAGCCCGCAGAGGUCGGUUUUCAUUUUUUUUAGAGACUGAAAACCGUACUUAAUCUAUAGAGCAAUAUCUGUUUGGUCAGUUACGCAGCACUUUGUGUAUUUCCAAAAAAGACAAAAAAAAAGCUUC